This is a messenger RNA of Heterostelium album PN500, 261 nucleotides long. RefSeq lists its product as uncharacterized. Lineage: Eukaryota; Evosea; Eumycetozoa; Acytosteliales; Acytosteliaceae. The record is from RefSeq and is a predicted model, not a curated record. The transcript is spliced from 2 exons. The coding region runs from base 1 to 261 and encodes 86 amino acids.
AUGAAUUGGAGAAAUAGAAGAAUAUUUAAUCACGCAAUCAUGGCUAAUAAUAACAGUAGUACAAGUAAAGGUAGUAGCAGUAGCAUUGGUAGUAGUAUCAGUAAAGGUAAUAGUAGUAGUAGUAUUAAUAGUAAUAGAUUCAGUAUAUUAGAUUUUGAAGAUAAUAAUAAUAAUGAUGACGAUAAUGAUGACAACAAAUUAAGAGGUAAAUCAUACUAUAAAUAUAAACAACAAAACAUCAACUACUACAACACUUCAUAA